CAUGCGUUUUGGUUACGCGUAUCACUGUGAAGCUUGUGUUCUCUCCGAAGGGUUGUGCAGUAGUCAAUGGCGCAGUCCGGUGGCAGUCGCCAUUCAAAGAGGGGUAGGUCCGGGCAUUCUCGCCCUCAGCUGCUUUGCACAGAGUCGCGGAGGCCUCCCGGUCAUUCAAACGCCGGUCCGUCCUCGUCCGGGAUAGCUGCUAGGGUAUCUGCACGGCGACGGACGGCACAUCGGUGGGAUUUGCGAGUAUUGUGUGCUGGGGUUGUAUUCCUGAACGACGAUUGCAUUCCUAGUCCUACCGGGGUAACAAUACAAGCUAGUAGCGAAUUUGGUAAUGUCAUGAACCAGGUUCAUUGUCAUUAUUUUGCACUGCACCAAAGCAAUCUUAGGUUUGCUGGGGUUGUAUUCCUGGACCACAUGGAUGCUCAGAGUGGCCUUUGGCAGUGUGAUUGGUGUGCAUUCGAACGAGUUAACAAUACAAACUGGCCCUGAUGCACAACAACUGGUGGUCUUAAGCGAUGAGGGGAGUGAUUCGGACUUUGAUAUAGUAAAACUUGUAAGAAAAUUUCCAAAGCAGGCUAGCUGCUGAUGCUAAUAUUGACAAUAUUGGUUCUAGUUUUCAAGGCAUUUGGGUUAAUCAGUCAUUGAGUACAUACGUAAUGGAGUGUGGUGUACUGGCCUAGUGUUAAAGAUACUGGCUAUUGUUAAUAUGAAAUAGCAAACAAUGCAUACCGGCUUUGGAUUGUAAUAGACUAAUACUGCUUUAAAUUGCAUUCCCAA
Ipomoea nil (Japanese morning glory) is the source of this 780-nucleotide messenger RNA. RefSeq lists its product as uncharacterized. Bases 67 to 492 code for a protein of 141 amino acids. Lineage: Eukaryota; Viridiplantae; Streptophyta; Magnoliopsida; Solanales; Convolvulaceae. The transcript is spliced from 3 exons. The record is from RefSeq and is a predicted model, not a curated record.